GCCGGUGGUGCGACCAAGAAAACACUUGGAGAGCGUGGGAUCACCGUGGGACAGCGCUGGCGUUAAAAGCCAAAUUACGUAGAAAACUACGUGUAGCCGAUGUUUAUGAGUUCACGAAAAAUACGGCACACUAUACAACGAACGUCUUCUCUUACACUAUUGUAAACUGAUGGUCCUGGCUGUGCAGCAGGAGGAGAGAGGGUCGCUUGAGAGCAGAGGAAUUCAGGACCACCAUGCCCACUGAAGGAACUCUGAGACGAGACUGAGACUUUAGAACACACAGAUCGUAAUGGGAAACUCUGACAGCCAGUACAGCAUUCAGGGGUCAAAGGGCACCAGCUUAAUCUUCCCAGGGAAACAAAAGCCCUACUCACUAAAGUUCCGCUCAAACAAAGAAGAGGUUCUAUCCCCCCAUACAUGGUGGAAAGGUGGGCCGGGGGGCUCAGGGUACAAGGCCAGGGCUGUUGGUCGAGGCUGCCUCUCCCCCCUGCAGAGGAGAGGAGAACCGUACAUCUCCAGACACUAUGAUUACGUCACCAAGGGGGUGAAGGGCAGUCCAAACUGCCAUCUCUGGCAUGGCUCCCCACCAAGAGGCCGCUCACACCUCCCAGCUGAGAAUAGAUGCUGCCCAUAUAAGGGCAGGGGAAGCCUGUACAGUAGAGCAUCAGGGGAUCUGAACGACUAUGCUCUGAACGAACACAGGACCCCAGAGAGGAUGCGAGGAGAGGGAGAUGAGGGGCUUGAGGAGCAGAGCAGUCCCAGGGUGGUCAUCAAGAAGGAUGGUAGUCUGAGGGUGGAGUUCACCAACACUAACAGUGGUCUGCUGCUAGAUGAGGCAUCUGGGCCAGUGCAGCUGCUCAAGUUCUCCCCCACCCUGGAGUCCACCUCUAGUCUGCCUGGCAGCAGCAGGCCUGAGGCCCACCAUGGUGCUCCGCAGCCAGCCUCAACCUCCACCACCAGGACUAGCAAGGGCAGCUCGCUGAGCUCAGAGGGCUCUUGGUACGACUCGCCCUGGGGGCCCAGCGUGGAGCUCUGCGACCAGGACCAGUCCUGUUCCUCCAAUAGGUCUAUGGGAAACCGUAGGUCUGACCAGUUGGAUUCCUUUGGCCAGCAGUCUCCUCCUGUGUCCAUCUCAGAUCUCUACAGGGACCCCAGUAAGGACCUGGCGGCCCAGAACAGGGAAUCCCCUCUUCACUCCCAUCACAUCCAGCACCAGGCCUCCUUUGUUUCGGCCCUGGACAUGCCUGCUGAGGAGCAGUGUCCAGAGGCCCUGCAGUACUCAUCCUACACCCUGCCCUGCCGUAAGGCCCAGCCUAAUGGAGAGGUCUCCACCCUGAAGAAGGGCACUGGCUCCGUCAGGAGCCGCAUGAGACGCCUCAGCGACUGGACUGGAAGUCUCAGCAGGAAGAAGAGGAAGACACAGGAGCCUAGGUAUAAGGACAGCAGUGAGGCCUUUGACAGUGGAGUGGACGGCCUGACAGCUGCCACCAGCUCUCCCUCCCAGGUAUCCAGCCUGUGGUACCCUGGCGGACCUGGCAAUGUUGGGGCCUCCCGGGCCCAGUCUGCAGGGGCCCUCCACCACAGCAGCGACGCCCUCCACCAGAACAUCUAUGAGAACUUCAUGCAGGAGCUGGAGACGGGGAUGGAGCAGGGCAGUAGUGGAGGAGCAGGGGGAGGAGGUGAGAGGAGAGACCCGUCUACGGGGACAGAAGGGGGGGAGAGCAGCAGUGAGUCUGCAGGCGGCUCUCUGGAGCAGCUGGACAUGCUCUUUGAAAAGGAGCAGGGGGUGGUACGCAGGGCUGGCUGGCUCUCCUUCAAACCCCUCCUCACCCUGCACAAGGACAGGAAGCUGGAGCUGGUCACACGCAGGAAGUGGAAACAGUAUUGGGUCACCCUGAAAGGUUGUACCUUGUUGUUCUAUGAGACCUAUGGUAAGGGUUCUCCAGAGCAGGAUCUGUCUCCACGCUACGCCCUGUUUGCAGAGGACUGUAUCAUCCAGGCCAUUCCUGAGCACCCCAAGAAGGAGAACGUCUUCUGUCUCAGCAACACCUACGGAGAUGUCUACCUCUUCCAGGCUAGCAACCAGACAGACCUGGAGAACUGGGUGACAGCCAUCCACUCUGCCAGUGCCUCUCUGUUCGCUAAGCGCCAUGGGAAGGAGGACACGGUGCGUCUACUUAGGAGCCAGAUCAGAGGCCUGCUGCAGAAGGUAGACAUGGACGGUAAGAUGAAGAAGAUGGCUGAGCUGCAGCUGUCCAUCGUCAGUGAUCCCAAGAACAGGAAGGCCAUCGAGAACCAGAUCCAGCAGUGGGAGCAGAACCUGGAGAAGUUUAACAUGGACCUGUUCAGGAUGCGCUGUUACCUGGCCAGCCUGCAGGGCGGCGAGCUGCCUAACCCCAAGAGCCUGUUGGCUGCAGCCAGCCGGCCCUCCAAGGCUGCCCUGGGACGCCUGAGCAUCUUCUCAGUGUCCUCCUUCCAUGCACUGGUCUGUUCCAGGGAUGAGGCCACACUGAGGAGGCGCUCUGUGUCCCUGAGCCAGAGAUCACGCAACAAGAAAGGCCUCUUCUCCUCCCUCAAAGGCCUGGACAAUCUCACUAAGAGGGACCGCGACAAGAGACCGUCCGCAGGACAGAUCUUUGAAAGUGAUGGAGGACAACCCUACUGUCUCCCACCCACUAGUUCUGAGAGACUGGAUAGCCUGGCCAACCACUACUCUCUGGCUCCCCCUGAGGGCGGUCAAUGGGAGAGCAGAGGUGAAACACUGGGCUGUGUUUACAUGCCUGACAGCCACGCCGUCCAAGUGCCUAUGAGACGGGACCAUACAGUGGCUGAUGUCGUCUCCCUAGCCUGCAAGUUGACGCAGCUGGACCCUAACCUGCACUGUCUCAGACUGCACAGAUGUGUGGCCCAGAACGUAGAGGUCCGCACCCCAGCACCCAGCGAACUCCUACAUGACCUGUUGUAUGACGAGCUAGAGGUGUUUCCAAUGAAUGUAUUCACCCUGCACAUGACGAGACCUGCCUGCACUGGAGACUUUGGCUUUGCAGUCACAGGGCACAUAGAUGGACAGAGGAACAGCCGCAUCUUUGUCAGUGAGGUUUUGCCUGAUGGACUGGCCUUCAGUGAAGGUCUGAGACCAGGUAAUGAGAUUGUGGUUCUGAACGGUCGAGGCGUGUCCACUUUGGACCUGGGUCUGAUCCAGAAGCUGUUUGCUGAGCAGACCCUCCAGCUGACCCUCAGACGGGACGCACCGCCCACCUCACCCCUAACCUCUGACCCCUCGACUCCGACCCCACUGUCCAACCAAUCACAGCUGCUGCAGGACUUCCUGGACACACACCACCAUGCCAAGUCCACUACAGAUGUGUCCUUGGUGCCAGAGGUCUUUGCUGAGUCCUUAAGCUCUGGGCUGGAGAAUGAUCUACAGCACUCCCACAGCAGCCACAGGGCCGUACAACACAGCAAGAGCGUGGAGACGGUGUGCAUGCUGUACCACACCUUCCAAGAGGGCUCCGGGGGCUUGGAGGGCCACAAAGACCCAGGGGCCGAGCCCACACUGCUCAGACCCUGUCCCCGACACAUGAGUGCCACCGAGAGGCUCCGCAAGGUCAUCCAGGAGCUGGUGGACACAGAGAAGUCCUAUGUCAAGGACCUGAGUUGCCUGUUUGAGAUCUACCUGAAGCCACUGCAGAACGAGACCUUCCUUACGCUGGACGAGAUGGAUAGUCUGUUUGGCAGCUUGCCAGAAAUGCUGGACUUCCAGAGGGUGUUCCUGCAGACGCUGGAGGAGAGGAUUGCCUCUUCACCUGACUUCAGCACACUGGAAACCCCUGUGCAGUUUAAGAAGCUUCUCUUCUCUCUGGGUGGAUCCUUCCUGUACUACGCUGAUCACUUCAAGCUCUACAGUGGCUUCUGUGCCAACCACAUCAAGGUCCAGAAAGUCCUGGAGAGAGCUAAGACUGAUUGGUCCUUUAAGGAGUUCUUGGCUGCGAGGAACCCUACGAAGCAGCACUCCUCAACCCUGGAGUCCUACCUGAUCAAGCCAGUCCAGAGAGUGUUGAAAUACCCUCUACUGCUUCGAGAGCUGGUUUCUCUCACUGACACAGACAGCGAGGAGCACUACCACCUCACAGAGGCCCUGAAGGCCAUGGAGAAGGUGGCCAGCCACAUCAAUGAGAUGCAGAAGAUCUAUGAGGACUAUGGUUCUGUGUUUGACCAGCUGGUGGCAGAGCAGAGUGGCCAUGAGGAGGUCACAGAGCUUACCAUGGGAGAAUUCCUCAUGCAUUCCUCUGUCGUCUGGCUCAACCCCCAUCCCUCUCUGGGCCGCAUGAGAAAGGACCCCGAGAUGACCGUGUUUGUGUUCAAGAAGGCAGUGAUACUUGUCUACAGGGAGAGCAACAAGCUCAAGAAGAAGAUGACCACCCCUCGCUUGGCGCACUCCCAUGGAGACCUAGACCCCUUCAAGUUCCGCUGGCUCAUCCCGCUUUCUGCACUGCAGGUCCGACUAGGCAGCACUGCAGGUACUGAGACGACCUGCAUCUGGGAGCUGAUACAUACCAAGUCUGAACUGGAGGGAAGGCCAGAGACGGUCUUCCAGCUGUGUAGCAGUGUCCCAGAAUGCAAAGUGAACAUCAUCAAGGUAAUCCGCUCCAUCCUCCGGGAGAACGUCAGACAGAACAUGCUCCCGGCCGAGAUGGGGUGUAAGGAGCACCUCACGCCUUUACGCAGCACCCUGCCCUCCUCUGCCAGGAUAGGUCCAUCCAGAGUCUCCUGGCUGUGUAAGCAGCCCCUGCUGGAUCUCCCCACCCCAGCCAGCACACUCAAACCUGGCCAGCCUGACUCAGACGAGGGCAGUCUGAGCAGCGGCACCCACAGCUCCUCUGAUGCUCCCCCAGCUGACGGUCCCACACAGCACAAGACGCUGUCUACCCAAAAGGCCUGGUCUCGGGGCGGCCAGCGGCCCUCUAGCUUCAGCUAUGUGAAGGAGUCAUACAUCCUGAGUGAUGAGGACGAUGAGUUCAGUGAGGCUAGAGAGAGUUUCCCCUCCUGUGCCAUUGAGGCCCAGUUUCUCAGUUUGAGGCUGUCGGAGGAGGCAGCUUCCUCCCGGGUGCCGGCCCCCCGCGUGCAGCCAGAGGGAGCAGAGGUGAACACCCCAGAGAGCCAGCCCAAGCUUGUUCGGGGCCACUUCUGCCCAGUGAAGAGGAAAGGUAGUAGCCAGCGGGCGCUACUGAGCCUACACAGCCGUUCCCUGGACAGCCAGACAGACCUGGCAGCCAUAGACCUCAGCACUCUGCUGGAGAGAGAGUUCAGCGUACAGAGCCUCACCUCUGUGGUCAACGAGGACUGUUUCUACGAUCCUACGGACACUGGCAGUGCCACUAACAACUCAUAGGGUCGGGAAUAGACACAAGGAGAGGGGCCAAAGCUCUGCCCAGCGCCUGCUCCAUGCCUGUCCCCCUAGAGAGAGAUGAGGUGACUCAGUCCCUGAUAAUUACUGCAAUGAAUCUGCUGAGCACUAAUGUACAACUACGCUCCUGCUCUUCUGUAUAUGCCUCUGCCCAGCUCCCCUUCUCAAUAAUAUGAAUUGGCUUCCUUUACAUAGGUGAGAGUAAUGUAACGAAUAGACUUUGUUCACCUUCCAGUUCAUUCAUGCCAGAGAGAAGGACGGCGAUGAGAGGAUUCCACUUUAGACUAUUGAGACUCACCCUAAGAGCUUCACUUAUACUUUGUAACGCUCUAGAAGUCUGAGAACAUCGAAAUGCACAGGAGAGGAUGGACAUUGAUUUUGUGACUUGCUGUACAUUGUUUGCCUAUUUAAUUAGGCAAGUCAGUUAAUAACAAAUUCUUAUUUUCAAUGAUGGCCCAGGAACAGUGGGUUAACUGCCUUGUUCAGGGGCAGAACGACAGAUUUUUACCUUGUCAGCUCGGGGAUUCGAUCGUGCAACCUUUCGGUUACUAGUCCAAUGCUCUAACCACUAGGCUACCUGCCGCCCUUGCAUUUGUACAUCAAGUGGAUUUUUGUUUUUAAAGCAAUGUUAAUUUAUUGAUAGUUGUAACUUUUUAUUGCUUUGCAAAAUACAUAUGGGGUUGGCUUGAAUUGAAGAAUCUGGUAUGUUUCACCUAAUGAAUGUUUUCCAGUGUAUUGAAUAAGAGUAUGGUUGUCAUCCUCCCCCAGAAGUGUCGCUUACAAUGUACACAGGCAUUGUCAAAGGAAAAGGAUUUAAUUCAAAUGUGUUGUCAACUUGCCCUGUUAGUAGCUCCCAUACCUGAGUAGCUGGACUAUAACUUCAUUUGAAUCUUUGAUAUUAUUACACAUACUGACAUUAUACAGGUAGAAACGGCUGUAACUUGCAAUAAAUACUCUGGUCCCAGUGUUUCAGGGAUAUUUUGCUGUCGAGACAUCCUAUUAUCUGACACCACCACCUACCCUCCCUCUCGGUUUGCCCUCAACUCAACACGUACCCUCCCUCUCGGUUUGCCCUCAACUCAACACGUACCCUCCCUCUCGGUUUGCCCUCAACUCAACACGUACCCUCCCUCUCGGUUUGCCCUCAACUCAACACGUACCCUCCCUCUCGGUUUGCCCUCAACUCAACACGUACCCUCCCUCUCGGUUUGCCCUCAACUCAACACGUACCCUCCCUCUCGGUUUGCCCUCAACUCAACACGUACCCUCCCUCUCGGUUUGCCCUCAACUCAACACGUACCCUCCCUCUCGGUUUG
Messenger RNA from Oncorhynchus keta (chum salmon), 6723 nucleotides. Its product is annotated as rho guanine nucleotide exchange factor TIAM2-like. Gene Ontology annotation, molecular function: protein binding; guanyl-nucleotide exchange factor activity. The coding region runs from base 290 to 5392 and encodes 1700 amino acids. Lineage: Eukaryota; Metazoa; Chordata; Actinopteri; Salmoniformes; Salmonidae. The transcript is spliced from 27 exons. Gene Ontology annotation, biological process: activation of GTPase activity; positive regulation of axonogenesis; small GTPase-mediated signal transduction. The record is from RefSeq and is a predicted model, not a curated record. Gene Ontology annotation, cellular component: synapse; membrane.